This is a messenger RNA of Seminavis robusta, 831 nucleotides long. NCBI's taxonomy places the organism in Eukaryota, Bacillariophyta, Bacillariophyceae, Naviculales, Naviculaceae. The record is from the annotation of a GenBank genome assembly.
AUGGACGAUGGUGAAGAUGGUGAAGACUACGGUCCGAUAGGAGUACUGCCGUCAGUGCAGUCUGUACAGGAACGCAUCAAUAGUAGAUAUGACGAAUUAAUUCAUGUGGAUGCAAAAGGAAAAUAUGUUCCUUACGUGUGCCUGGUUUGUGACGAGUUCAUCAUGCAUCGCGAUGAGUUACUGUGGUAUCGCCUAACUGAUCUUUUCAAGUGCAAACAUGUGUUAGAGUGGAAUGCUGUUAUGCAUGAGCAUGAACGUAUUCCGGCUGUUGAAGAGAACUUCCGAUUUGUGGAUCAUGACGAUGCAGUGAAGGACCCUUCAUGGCUGCAUAGAAUGGGCCUUUCUCCCCGAGGUAUUGUAAAAAAGGGCAAUAGACCCAAUGCUAGUGGUGUUUUCAGCUGCUGCGAACGAUGUUCUUCUGCCUUGAAUAAGAAGCGAACCCCGCAUUUCGCUAUAGUGAACCGUAACCACAUUGGGAGUGCACCAGCUUGUUUGAAGGAACUCACACCUGUUGAAUUGGCUAUGAUAACGCCGGUUGAAGGAUACGGGUACUGUUUUACAUUCUCUGGUGGUGCACAACGAAACUUGAAAGGAACAAUGACAUUCAUGCGUGUACAACCCAGACAGGUAGCACGCGCCGCAAUGCAUUUGGAGGGCAUGGGCUUGAAAAAUCAUAUCGUUGUUCUAUUAUCUGGUCCCAUGACAUCAUCGCAGCGUACUCGCACGAAACAAGAAAUCAGAACCAACCGAAUCCUUGAAGCGGUGGAAUGGCUGUGUUCGAAUAACAAGAAAUGGAAAGAAGAAUUUCGAAACGAACUGAAGGAUAGUUAG